Molecule: messenger RNA, 3846 nt
Organism: Ectocarpus sp. CCAP 1310/34
Lineage: Eukaryota; Phaeophyceae; Ectocarpales; Ectocarpaceae
Source: the annotation of a GenBank genome assembly
AUGUCCUGCGCGCGGGCGUUGACAGUCACGACCCUUGGUGAGGACCGCCGGCCACAUGCUGAAAAUUGCACAAGGAGCACGCCCUUACCGCGCACCGCCGCUUCGCAGUUCGUCGAUGAAACAGUUGCUCACGCUUUCCAGGGCCGGCUGGUUGAAGCAUCCGGAAAAAAUAGACUUAGUCUAGAGUUUUCAGAAGACAGCCAGUGUGACGGCCCAAGGCCAACGGACGAAGGUUAUUUGGAAAAGGAAGCAAGCAUGACGGCAAGUGGACGCUCUACUGAAUAUCUCCAAAGAGGAGUGCAAUCAAGGCCGGAGAAUAUCGUCACAGCUUCAGGCCCACCGACACCCACAGAGGCGGGAACCGUCCCCACUGAUACAGCUCUACCGGAAAAUGCUGCUCUGAGAAGUAGUGUUUUCUCGGCGGAAUCAAAAACCAUGGCGCAUGAAUGCUCUGAUGAAUACCUCCAACAAGGUCUACGGGCAAGCCUGGCGCAAAUCAUGGGAGUACCUUCGGACUCAUCGAUACCCACGGUGGUGAGAACCAACAACACCGCCGGAACCUCUCUAGCCGAAAGUGCUGGCCAAACAAGUAGGGGUUUCUUGGCGGAAUUACGAGCCAUGGCGCAUGAAUGCUCUGAUGAAUACCUCCAACAAGGUCUACGGGCAAGCCUGGCGCAAAUCAUGGGAGUACCUUCGGACUCAUCGAUACCCACGGUGGUGAGAACCAACAACACCGCCGGAACCUCUCUAGCCGAAAGUGCUGGCCAAACAAGUAGGGGUUUCUUGGCGGAAUUACGAGCCAUGGCGCAUGAAUGCUCUGAUGAAUACCUCCAACAAGGUCUACGGGCAAGCCUGGCGCAAAUCAUGGGAGUACCUUCGGAGUCAUCGAUGCCUGCGGAGGUGGGAACCAACAACACCGCCGGAACCUCUCUAGCCGAAAGUGCUGGCCAAACAAGUAGGGGUUUCUUGGCGGAAUUACGAGCCAUGGCGCAUGAAUGCUCUGAUGAAUACCUCCAACAAGGUCUACGGGCAAGCCUGGCGCAAAUCAUGGGAGUACCUUCGGAGUCAUCGAUGCCUGCGGAGGUGGGAACCAACAACACCGCCAGAACCUCUCUAGCCGAAAGUGCUGGCCAGACAAGUAGGGAUUUCUCGGCGGAAUCAAGAGCCAUGGUACGCGAAUGCUCUGAUGAAUACCUCCAACAAGGUCUACGGGCAAGCCUGGCGCAAAUCAUGGAUGUACCUUCGGACUUAUCGAUACCCGCGGAGGUGAGAACCAAUAACACCGCCGGAACCUCUCUAGCCGAAAGUGCUGGCCAGACAAGUAGGGAUUUCUUGGCAGAAACAAGAGUCAUGGCGCAUGAAUGCUCUAAUAAAUACCUCCAACAAGGUCUACGGGCAAGCCUGGCGCAUAUCGUGGGAGCAGCUUUGGGCUCAUCGAUACCCGCGGGGGCGAGAACCAACAACACCGCCGAAAUCUCCCUACCCGAAACCGCUGGCCAGACAAGUAGGAAUCUCUCGGUGGAAUUAAGAGCCAUGGCACAGGAAAGCUCGGUUGAAUACCUCCAACAAGGUUUACGGGCAAGCCUGGCGCACAUCCUGGGAGUAGCUUCGGGCUCAUCAACACCCACGGAGGCGGGAACUAUCACCGCUGGCACAACUCCCCCUGAAACCGCUGGCCGGAAACGUGGGGAUAUGGCGGUAGCAUCAAAGGCCAUGGCGCAGGAAUGCUCAGUUGUAUACCUCCAACAAGGUUUACCGGCAAGCCCGGGGAAUAACAUCGGAGUAGAUCCUCGCUCAUCGACCCCCAAAGAGGUGAGAAGCAACAGCACCACCGGCACCACUCCACCCGAACCGUUUGGUCGGCGAAACCGCCUCAUCCCAGCGUCAGCACAACUAGGUAUUAAGGACCGAGGUUGCGAUGGUGCAGGCGGGAGCUGCACCACAACGCCGUUGUCGGGGUUCACAACGCCGAUAUCAACAGACAGCAGCUCUGCAACAGAAUUUGUUUUGAACGAUGAUGCUUUCCGGAACGCAGAAGAAAAGGGGAGUUGGGCGACGCUCUCUGGCUCGGAUCAGGUAUUGAACCACCACGACAUCCACACGGGUUUCAGCACGGGUGUUUACCAGGGCUUCGCUUUAGCGCGAGAAGAUGCAGUAAUCAACGCGGCUGAAGCGGCGGUGGAAGGGUGGCUGUUCGGCGCCGUCGGUAAGUCGGCACGAAAGGCUCAGCCUGCAACUACGUCCGAGACAGUGGGAAAACCGCUCGCGCACACUUCUAACAAGAUGGAAACAGGGGGAGCGAAUGAGGACGAAGCGAGCUCUGGCGAACACCGGCGAAGUCCUGCCGCUCCCACCCAACUGGGUCUCCCACUCGGGUUUCUGAACGACAUAGUGGAGCGUAGGGCGUCGCUCAAGCCCGUUACAACCGCGCAAAUAACGCCGAUGGAGGUGAAAAUAGGAGGCGGAAAGUCGGAGGUUGCGUCGCGGCUACAACGCGAGUGGGGUGUAGAGCGAGAAGCGAGAGACAGAGCCGCUGCGCUCCUGGAGCUCACUGCACUCGUGCGGGCCAAAGCUUUGGAUCGGUACGACCCGGACGAUUUCUCAAGGGAGGCGCUUUUCGGCGAAGGGAGGCACUCGGUGGUUUACAGGGUGUCCGCUACCAGGCCGUGGGGAGCAACGGGUAGGUUUGAGGGGCAUCCGGGUGGCCGCCCAGCGACGAAAGGAGCAAGGCUGAGAGAGGCUGCCGCGGCGACGAUGGCAAGGAAGGUGAACACUGCUAUUCUUACAGCGGCGGAAACAGGUGUGGUUUCGAUGGAAGUAACAAACUUGUCGAAGGCUGCCGUGGCUGAAGAGAUAACGGUUGUGGCGAUGAUGGCGGCGGCUCUCGUUGAGUCCGUGAUUCGGACGUCGAGUUCGGCAGUGGUGGUAACGGUUACGGCGGCGGCAUCAGCAGAAAAUGACGAAAAUAUAGGCACAGUGCUCGCUGCAAAGGAAUUCCGAUACAUGCGAGCGGAUGCACCCGAGUCGAUCCUGCGCCAAGCUCAUCGAGAGGUGUGUAUGCACCUACGAGUCUCCGAUUGUGUCAACGUUGUUGCUCUCCGGGGGGUUUGGGUGCUGCCACGCGUUACAAUCCUUCUCGAACCAAUGCACGAAGGGAACCUCCACGGUUUUGUCCGAGCUAGGGCUGCCGAGGGCCAUGAACGACAAGAAGGCCUCGAAACACGAAGGCAACGUGCGAGGCUCGUGGCGGAGGCCGCCGAAGGUCUUGCCGCCCUUCACAACGCAGGAAUAGUCCAUCGAGACGUCAAGAGCCACAACGUGUUGGUGGUACGGCAACGACGGAUGGCAUUUGGAGGUGCCGAACCUGUCGGCGUGCGUGGAUGUGAGCACGGCGAGCGCGACCAAAGCUGCACGUUCGUGGACGGUAUUGAUGAGUCGGGAUGGGAAGCAAAGCUGGGAGACCUAGGAAGCGCAGCCUUGAUCCCCCUGAAGGGGCAGGCUGCUUUGACAGAAGAAAUCGGUACGAGUGGGUGGACGGCCCCAGAGGUGUGCGAGGGCCGCGGGUACGGAACGCCGGCGGACGUAUUCAGCCUGGGCGUGCUUAUCUGGGACGCCUUCGUGUGCGGAGCGCUUGAGAACCCCAUGUGCGGGCGGUCAGGAGACCAGCUGACGGGGGAAUUGAGACCCCGUUGGCCGCAGCCACCUUUACCAGUUGUGCCUUCGGACAUCGAGAGGUUGGCUGAGCGUUGUUGGGUCCCCGAUCCUGAAGCUCGUCCAACUGCUAGUGCGGUAGCCGCCGAGCUUCGGGCGUUUUGUUGUCGUGCUUGUGUCGAAAUUGGUGGUUAA